Styela clava is the source of this 5148-nucleotide messenger RNA. The record is from RefSeq and is a predicted model, not a curated record. NCBI's taxonomy places the organism in Eukaryota, Metazoa, Chordata, Ascidiacea, Stolidobranchia, Styelidae.
AUGACGAAUGAUAACGACGAAGCAAUACAAAACGAAACUUGGUACACUGGAAAACCACGACCCGUGGCAUCAAAAAAACCUACGAGAUCGUUGCAAGUGAUGAUGAAAUAUAAAAACUCAGGAAAAAUAAAAAAGUUGUUUGACUACCGAGGACCAAAAGAUAUUGCGAGCAAAUAUUGGAAUUUUACAGAAAUAAAUAUGGGACAUGAAAUCGAUGAACCAUUCGAAAGAUGUCCAAAGGUUUGCUCAGCCGCAGCUGAUAUUGUUCUAUCGGACAUAACGGUGGCAAAUUCUGCAUGCGAAGACGAACCUGUUGAUGUUGAUGUACUUGAAGGUGAGCAGUCUAUCGGAAUGAGUAUGAAUAUACAACUUCACGAUGAGAACAAUAAAACCCUUACGGCGUGCGGCUCACUUUGGCAACAAAACUGCGGUUAUUCAAAAGAAGCUACUGGAAUAUGUUACGAGAUUACUAGUAAUACUUCGCAACCUAGAGCUAUAAAAAAUCCUGGAUCAACAGGAUGCAUCCGAGGUAAAAUCGACAUUGUUCUUCUUAUUGAUCAAUCUGGCAGUGUCAAUCAAUGUAAUUUUCAAAAAGUAAAACGUUGGCUGAGAAAUAUCGUAAGAGGUUUUACCAUUGGUCCAAAUGAUCAAGACAUUGGUAUUGUGAUCUACAGCAGUGAAGAGUAUACGAGUGCUACAUUCGAACUAGGAUUUGAAAAAUACGGAAAUAGCGGGACAGAAAAAAGAUGGAAAAUGCUGGAAGGUUUGCGGAAACUACCGUAUGAGGCUGGGAAAACAUAUACAGGACUUGCGUUCAAAUUUGCGAACGAACUUUUAUGGGGACCGUCCGCCAGACCCGACGCGAAGAAAAUGGUUAUUUUACUGACUGACGGAGAAACUUCUGUCGAAGACAAAUCUCAAUUGAUCACUCAAGUCAACAUAACACGCUCCGGAAAUGCAACUAUUCUAGCAGUUGGGGUCGCAAAAUUCAAUGCUUCAGAACUUAUAAGCAUCAGUGGGACUUCACAAAACUUUUUUCCGGUCAAGGACUUCUCACAAUUGGAGCAAGUACGGGAUACUUUAAGACAAAGCGUUUCUUAUUCAAAUUUAGAAGGUUCGAAAGGGUCAGAUUCUAUGCAAAAUUGUCAAAUGGGAUUUUCAUUGCAUCGCAACAAGGCAGGAAACGUUAUCAAACAUGAAGAAUUGAAAGGCGAAGACAUAGAAGAUCUUCAACUUAAUGCAACAACUUCAAAUAUGUGGUCGAAGAAAAACAUACCGUCAAAUUUGACGAAUAAUUCAGAAGAAUCAGAAAAAUUGAAAACAUCUAGCGGAUUUUCAAUACCAACUAGAGAGGAACUAGAGGAAGUUUUAGGUGGAAGCAUGGAUGACUCUUAUUUCGGAUAUGCGGUAACAUCGGGUAACUUUUACGGUACUUCACAAGGAAGGUAUAUCGCAGCAAGCGCACCUCGUUAUGCAAGAACUGGUGUUGUUGUAAUAUAUAAAUCCGAUCAUCCUCGACAUAUUACAAAGGAUCAAGUUUUACAAGGAGAACAGCUUGGCGAAUAUUUUGGUGCCACACUCUGUGCUGUAGAUCUGAAUAAUGAUGGAUACGACGAUCUUCUAGUUGGCGCUCCAUUAUACACUGAUCAAACUUCUGACGAAGGCAGGGUUUAUGUUUACAUGGGAGCUAAAAAUAUGUCCUUGAAGCCAGAUUACAUACUUGGAGGAUCAAAUCUUCCAUUCUCGCGAUUUGGAAUCGUUAUUACUUCUGUUGGAGACAUUACAUUGGAUAUGUUUCCAGAUAUUGUAAUAUCUGCAACGUAUGAGGAAGGAUAUGGAGCCGUAUAUUUAUUCAGUGGGACAAAGUAUGGUAUUGAUAGUAAAUACACUCAAAGGAUCAGUGCAUCUUCUUUCAAAAAUAAACCAGGUUUCGGUUUGUUUGGUCAAAGUGUUGCUGGGGGCGUUGACGUUGAUGAAAAUGGCUACCCGGAUAUAUUAGUUGGAAGUCCUGGUUCAGAUGAAAUCGUCAUACUAAAGACACGACCAGUUGUUAAAAUUGAUGCAACAUUUGCUAUCACAACCCCAAUGAUAGACAGAAAAAAUGAUAACUGUUGGAGACAAAAUACAACGAUUGAUGAAUACAGCAAUUCUGCCUGUAUUGCAUGUACGGUUUGCUUCUCGUUUCACGGACUUUCAGUACCCCCUGGAAUCGGAAUCCAUUAUUCUAUAUCACCCGAUGUCAAUGUGGCUAACUCUAGAGUAGGAUUUUAUGGCAAAGAAGAAGACAAUCCCAACCUGAAGCAAGGCUCUAUCACUUUAUGGAAGGCUAAUUUGAAAAACUGUGUGAAUCAUUCAAUGUACUUGAAGGAACAUAUCAGAGACAUGAUGACAAACUUAACUUUUGAACUGGAAUUUGACAUGGAUGAAUUCAAAUUCAACGAAACUGAUGAUAUAUACCAUGGAAGCAAACUAACGCCGGUUUUAGAUUUUUCAGCGAUAAAAACAGUACCAGCUACAGCAUUCUUCAAAACAUACUGCGAAGACACGUCCUCAUGUGUUGCAGAUAUUUCAAUCGCACAGUCAGACCCAGUCGAUGAAGACGGAUUAAAAAUAAAUGAGUACGAAUUGUCAAUAAUAAAAUUGCUGAAACUAAAAUUGGAAUUAGAAAACAGAGGUCCAGAAGAUGCACACUCAGUAAUUGUUACAGUGGAAUAUCCAUCGUCUUUUAUAUACAGUUCAAUAACGGAGACCCAAUGUUUUGAAUACUUGAAAGAAUCUAACAUGAAUGAAACAUUUAACAAGUUAUUUUUUGUAUUGUCGAAGACUUUCAUUAGCUCAAACCAAAAUUGCAGAGGGAUGAUCAUAUUUCUAGCGACACCUAGCGUGCAACCAGCAACAACAAAAUCAAUUAGUUUUUCCAUCAACGCAUCAACAGUUAGUAAAGACAUCAACAACAAUGACAAUGUGAAGAAAUUGAAAAUACCGAUUAAAUAUAAAUCUUCUUUCAAUCUUAAUGGAGCAAGUUAUCCACCAUCAAUAUCAGGUUUCAUCUAUAAUUCUACAAAUUCGUCAAAUGGAAUUUUUUCCAAUUUUCAACAUGUAUAUUCGAUUGUGAAUACAGGUGCAUUUGCAUUUCAUAAUGUCAGGAUAAUGAUUGAGUGGGAAACUUGUGCAACGCAGGAUGGAUUUCCAUAUUUUACAAAAUAUCUCAAUCACAAAAUUUGUGAAGACCAAAAACAAGUCCAGUGCGUGACACAGACAACAAGUAAUAUUUUAUUACUAAGAAACGAUUCAGGAAUUUGCAAUAACCCGCAAAAUAACUCAUGCAAAUCAAGUUCAGCGGUAAUAUGUCCAACUAUAGAUAUUCAUAUUGGCAACAUUCCGGCAAAUAAAUUAGUAUAUCUGACGAUGGAUGGAGUUGUUGAUUUAAAACAAUUCAAAAACUUGAAAAACCAACUUUCAUUAACAACAGUACUCAGCAUAACAAUGGAUCACAAAAGCCGGUUUAAGUUUUCAAAAGAACAAAUAUACGAACGUUCUGUAAGUUGUAUCUUACUUUACCUUCUGACGCGUAUAAGUCAGUGUUUAUUACACAAAAAUCUGUUCAAAUCAGCUCUAGUGUCCUCCUCUAAAACUGAAAAAGAUCUCAUAGAAAAACCCGAGCCAUCGCACUUAAACUUAUACUUUUUCUUGUAUAUGCGAGCUUCUACCUGCAAUAGAGUUGCCAGUAGUUAGCGAUUAAUACGAGAUAGUAUUGGUACUAGUUAGUAAUAUCAGGAAAGAGGAAUAGGAAACGAAUUCCACAACGAGGAGACUUGGAGAAAAAACUUUCAACAUAAAAUUUCCUCGAUAAGCCGGAAAUUAUGUAGCCAAGGAUCAAUUAAUCGUUUGGAGAAAAGAAUGUUAAGUAAAUUUAAUCCAUAUUGACAUUGAAAUUUCAUUUAAAAUCUAGAUUAUUCUUAUUAUCUAUAUACUCCAUGUGCUAAAAACGAUUCGCCCAUCACUUCUAGAAAUAUUUCAGUGCAGUUCUUAUUUUGCGAUUUCGACUGCUAUAUAAAUAAAGAAAUUUAUAGAAAUUUAUAGAUUCUCGUUUUGUUUUAUAAUAUUACUACUUUACUACUACAAAACAUUUUAUUUUAGAUUGCGACAAUAAUCUACCCACCGCGCGUGCAAGAUACAGUUACCGAAGUCAAGACAUUUUUUUCUAUACCAAUCUGGGCUUACAUACUCAGUAUCCUGGCCGGACUUCUAUUAUUAUUGAUAAUUCUUUUAAUUUGUAGAUGGGCUGGAUUUUUCGAGAGCAGAUACGCACAAAAGAAGAAAGACGCUCAAGAAGAUCUUCGAAACAUGACAGAACUCGAGCCGAUGAAUCCUCCAGAAUAACACGCGUAGAAUCAAAAGUUGGGUGAUAACUCGAGUUCGGCUUGAGUUUAAAAAGAAAAGAAAAAAUUUCUAAUAAAUCGAUUGAGAGAUCUAUCCACGGUGUGGAACGCACAAAUUGAUAUCCAUUUGGCAAUGUAUUGAGUGUAUUUUAGUUCGCGACCAUUCUAUGUUCGAGACUAGUUCGCGUCUAAAAAUGCUAACCAGCUCAACUACAUAUCGGUUCACAUUGAACUAUUGUUGCAAAAUAAAUUGCAUUUUUAUUAUGGUUUUUGACCAAUCAAGAAGUUUGCUGACAUAGUUACUUUUUAUUCACGUGUGCAACACAAUUUUUAUUCUUUUAAAAUGGUUUCGUAUUUCUGCUCAAAAAUGUCUCACUGGACAUGACAAAUGUUGAAAAUGUUCUUAAAUCUGAUUGAUCAAUUUAUAACACCAUGUGUUUUGAAGUCUGGAAUGUCAUGAGUAGCGAUGUUUGUUUCCUUCCUAACAAGUUCAUUGUGAAUUUCUUUUUUCUAUCACGUUAAUAGCAAUUAGAGUAAAAAAUUUCUUUCGUAUAUAUUUGAUAAAAAUCAUUUCCUUUCUGUUCUAAAUUUAAAAAAAACAGAGGUAAAUAAGUAAAACAGAAAUAUCCGAAAUUAAUCAGUUUCAAACUAAAAAACAAACUGAAACGUUGUUUAAAUUCAAUUACUAAUCGUUUUUGAUUUCAAAACAAGAAGUACAAAGGAGUCAAUGAGUAUCUAAUUUGAAUAUCUAAACAUGUUUACACGA